AUGACAUCAUUUAAUACAAAGAAUUCUCUUAUUGAAAGAUUAGCAAAUCAGACUUAUUUAUCUGAUGAUAAUCGAUCAAAUUCCGAACAACGAACUCGACAACAAGAUUUCUAUGAUCAAUAUUCAUCAUCAUACAAUGAUUCACAUUAUUGGCAUGGAAAUAAUUCAAAUUCAUAUGAUUUUUAUGGUUCAACACCGGUGGUAAUUCCUCAAUUUCAACAUCCAUCUCAUACACUUUUACAACAAAAUGGUUUUACUCAACAAGUUUAUCUUAAAUAUAAACAAGAAUGUCUUGAUAGUAAAAAAAAAGAUUAUUAG
Molecule: messenger RNA, 318 nt
Organism: Rotaria sordida
Lineage: Eukaryota; Metazoa; Rotifera; Eurotatoria; Philodinida; Philodinidae
Source: the annotation of a GenBank genome assembly